AUGACAGCUCCCACUGAUGCGGUCGCCUCACCCGCGGCCCCUCACGAACCCCCAUACACGUAUACUGCCAACGACGGCUACGGCAAGACUGAAGAUAUCCCCGCCGAACUGCGCACACGACAGGAUGCCCCGCCAUCUGCAGAAAACGACGACGAUCUCGAUGACAUCUUUCAAGACGACGACGAUGACGGCGGCGCCGACGAUUUAGAAAACGGUGACUGGGAUGGAGGCUCAGGCGACCUGACCAAGUCCUUCAACCGCCAGCGACAGCAAAAUGCAAAUGGCGGCGGUGCGUCUGUCGCGCGCGGUAACCAGCAAAAGCCCUCAGCCAACACCUUUGCCAGCGUCGACGACCAGGUCUCGGCCCUCUCCAAGCACGCCGGCAAGAUUCGCCUGGACGAUGUCAAGCAGAGCGAGGAUAAGACCAAGGAUAAGGCCGACCGCGCCACCAGCGAGCAGGUGCUCGACCAGCGCACACGCAUGAUCCUUCUGCAAAUGAUCAACCGCGGCUUCGUCAGCGAGGUCCAUGGCGCCAUCAGUACCGGCAAGGAGGCCAACGUCUACGGUGCCGUCCUCGUCGACGACGAGACGGGCGCGCCCACGCACCGCGCCAUCAAGGUCUACAAGACGGCCAUUCUCGUCUUCAAGGACCGCGAGCGCUACAUCACCGGCGAGCACCGCUUCAAGGGCGGCUUCGACAAGGGCAACAACCGCAAGAUGGUCAAGCUCUGGGCCGAAAAGGAGUACCGCAACCUGCGCCGCAUCCACACCGCCGGCAUCCCCUGCCCCGAACCCCUCGCCCUCAAGCUGCACGUCCUCGUCAUGGGCUUCCUCGGCGACCGCAAGGGCUGGGCCUACCCGCGCCUGCGCGAUGCCGCGCUCCAGGGCGACGACAUCGACGACCAGUGGCGCAAGCUCUACGUUCAGCUCCUCGGCCUCAUGCGCAAAAUGUACCAGGUCUGCCGUCUCGUGCACGCCGAUCUCAGCGAGUACAACAUCCUCUACCACAACGAGCAGCUAUACAUCAUCGACGUGUCGCAGAGCGUCGAGCCCGACCACCCGCGCUCGCUCGAGUUUCUGCGCAUGGAUAUAAAGAAUGUCGGCGACUUUUUCCGCCGCAAGGGCGUCGACACCCUCGCCGACCGUGCCAUCUUCAACUUCAUCACCGCCGCCAGCGGUGCCACCGAGGAACCCGCCAUGGCCGAGGCCAUUGAGAAGCUGUACGAGUCCAACGUGGCCGCCGAGGACGAGGACCACGCCGCGCAGAUUGAGGUCGACAACGAAGUCUUCCGCAACCAGUACAUCCCGCAGACGUUGGAGCAGGUCUACGAUAUUGAAAAGGACGCCGCCAAGGUCCACAUGGGCCAAGGCCAGGACCUCAUCUACAGCAACCUGCUCGCCGAGCAGGUCGUCAAGGACAAGAACGGCGCUACGGAAGGCGGUGCCGAGGCGGAUGCCAGUGGCUCGCAAGACGACUCGGAUGAUUCCUCGGGCGACGGCGCCGCGCUCCAUAGCGGCGACGAGGACGACGAUGAGAGCCGAUUCGAAAAGGGAACGCCUCGCGGCCGCCGCUUCGAGGACAAGGACGAGAAGCGCCAGCACAAGCAGGCCGUCAAGGAGGCUAAGCGCGAGAAGCGCAAGGAAAAGAUUCCCAAGCACCUGAAGAAGCAAAUGGUCUCCAGCACUUCUCGAAAGAAGAAAUAA
This is a messenger RNA of Akanthomyces muscarius, 1704 nucleotides long. RefSeq lists its product as uncharacterized. The coding region runs from base 1 to 1704 and encodes 567 amino acids. Gene Ontology annotation, cellular component: cytosol; preribosome, small subunit precursor. The transcript has a single exon. Gene Ontology annotation, molecular function: ATP binding; protein serine/threonine kinase activity. NCBI's taxonomy places the organism in Eukaryota, Fungi, Ascomycota, Sordariomycetes, Hypocreales, Cordycipitaceae. Gene Ontology annotation, biological process: maturation of SSU-rRNA. The record is from RefSeq and is a predicted model, not a curated record.